Molecule: messenger RNA, 2511 nt
Organism: Eublepharis macularius
Lineage: Eukaryota; Metazoa; Chordata; Lepidosauria; Squamata; Eublepharidae
Gene: FBXL3
Product: F-box and leucine rich repeat protein 3
Exons: 5
Coding region: 280-1584 (434 amino acids)
Biological process (GO): regulation of cell cycle; G2/M transition of mitotic cell cycle; entrainment of circadian clock by photoperiod
Cellular component (GO): nucleus; cytosol; SCF ubiquitin ligase complex
Molecular function (GO): protein binding
Source: RefSeq, a predicted model, not a curated record
GGCGGAGCGGCCGCCAUUUUGGCUUCUCCUUCCCUCGGCGGCGCUUCCGCUCCUCAGCGGCUGAAGUAAACAAGGGGGCGGCGGCGGCGGCGGCCGGAGCGCGAGGCCGGGCUUUCUUCUUCCCCUCUCGGGGCAGCCGAAGGCGGUCGGGGAGUCGGGCUGAGGAGCAGCUGCCCGUCUGAGCCGGAGGGGGCCACUGAUGAGGCGGCAGCAGAGGAGGCGGCGAAGCGGCCCCGGCCCGGGUUAAGUGACGCGCGGGACGCAGCUGACGGCGGCAGAAUGAAACGAGGAAGAAAAAACAGCAAAGCCAGCGAUCAUUUGCCAGACGAGGAGAAUACAGCAGAUGGCAAAAAGCUGAAGACAGCAGAUGAAGGGUCCGCUGGAGGGCUUCAGAGCCCCGAUUGGGGGGACCUCAUUCCAGACAUCGUCCUGCAGGUGUUCCAGUAUUUACCUCUUCUUGAUCGUGCUCAUGCAUCGCAGGUCUGCCGUAGGUGGAACCAAGUGUUCCAUAUGCCUGAACUCUGGAGAUGUUUUGAGUUUGAACUGAAUCAGCCGGCUACGUCUUAUUUGAAAGCUACUCAUCCGGAGCUCAUUAAGCAGAUAAUCAAAAGGCAUUCCAAUCAUCUCCAGUAUGUUAGUUUCAAGGUGGACAGCAGCAAGGAAUCAGCUGAAGCAGCUUGCGAUAUUUUAUCACAGCUUGUGAAUUGCUCCUUAAAAACUCUUGGAUUAAUUUCCACCGCUCGACCAAGCUUCAUGGAUUUACCAAAGUCACACUUUAUUUCUGCGUUGACGGUAGUGUUUGUAAACUCCAAGUCACUUUCUUCACUUAAGAUAGAUGAUACGCCAGUAGACGAUCCAUCUCUCAAGGUACUAGUGGCUAACAACAGUGACACCUUGAAACUGUUAAAGAUGAGCAGUUGUCCUCAUGUUUCUCCAGCAGGUAUCCUCUGUGUGGCUGACCAGUGCCAUGGCCUCCGUGAGCUGGCGUUAAAUUACCACCUGCUGAGCGAUGACCUCCUCCUUGCUCUGUCAUCAGAAAAACACGUCCGGUUAGAACACUUGCGCAUAGAUGUAGUCAGCGAGAAUCCUGGACAGACACACUUCCAUGCAAUCGAGAAGAGCAGUUGGGACGCUUUCAUCAGACAUUCUCCCAAAGUAAAUUUAGUCAUGUAUUUUUUCUUAUACGAAGAGGAGUUUGGCCCGUUCUUUCGUUAUGAAACACCGGUCACUCACCUAUAUUUUGGGAGGUCAGUAAGCAAAGAAGUUCUUGGCAGAGUUGGAAUGACAUGUCCGCGGCUGGUGGAAUUGGUGGUAUGUGCCAAUGGAUUGCGGCCACUGGAUGAAGAGUUGAUUCGCAUUGCAGAGCGCUGUAAGAAUCUGUCAGCUAUUGGCCUUGGGGAGUGUGAAGUCUCCUGCAGUGCCUUUGUGGAGUUUGUGAAGAUGUGUGGUGGCCGUCUUUCUCAAUUGUCUAUAAUGGAAGAAGUUCUGAUUCCUGACCAGAAGUACAGCUUGGAGCAGAUUCAUUGGGAAGUGUCAAAACAUCUGGGUAGAGUCUGGUUUCCAGAUAUGAUGCCCACAUGGUAAAGUCUCUGAAGACUUCAUGUGGAAUAGCACCUUACACUUUGAGUAUACCAUAUUGCAACUUAAACCAUAUAAGCUUAUUUAACACCAUAGAGUUUUGUUGUAAUGUGUUGUAGAAAUAUUAAUGUACUAUUUAAUGCUGGCUUUUAAAAACUAGGUUGAAGGGAACAAUCUAAGGAUGUUCAGAGCACUUGUCCAUAUUAAAACAUUUUCUAGUUAUGUUCUUUUUUCCAUUGAGUCAGGCCUCUAAUGUAUAUAGAAAAUUCAACAAGCGGACUCACAUGCAGAUUCUGUUGUUCCAGUUUUGCAGACACGCAUUAGAGCAAUGAUCCCCUGGCAUGAUUCCUGCCGUUAUGUUUCCUUGGCCCCACUUGCUUCUUCCCCUUAGUAUCUUCCCCCAUAGGAAAGAGCCAGUCUUGGCUUUUAUCUACUCCCUUGGAGUAGGAGGUACUUGAGAAGAGCCAGGAGGCAUCCCCUUUGCACCUGCAAGGAACACUCAUUUGAAAACAGCUGCCUCCAUCAUAGGCAGAUGCUCGGCUUGAAAUGUGACAUUUUGUGAAACCUCCUAGCAUUUGGGGUUGGUAGCAGCCAUUCAAAAUGUGCCCACAGAUUCAGCCCUGCUGGAGACCCCUGCAUUACGGUAUUUUAUUCUGCUACUUUAGGCUCCAUUAUUGACUGAAAAACAAUUUGUAGGGAGAAGGAUUGUUAAAAACUUGCAGUUGCUAACAGCAUCUAGGUUGUAAAACAAUCAGCUGUUUAGACUACAAAGCAUAUUUAGGUUUAUUGCAUAGCAUACAGUAAUCAAUAUGCUAUUGAAUAUUUUGAUAAAACUAGAAAGACAGAGCAAUACAGCUGUAUAGUUGGACAUAAAUCUUGUAUGUAGAAAAAGUAAUUAGUUGUAUGCUGCCUAUUAAAUUACUUUAGAAAAUA